CGCCUGACGCAAGCGCAGUACCAUCCGCGGCGAGGUUAUGAACGCACGUGUACGAAACAUCGAUAAACACUCACAACCACUUAUCGAUAAUAAAAUCGUUUAUCAAUAUGAAUUCAACACCUGUGAACCUAUUGGAGUUAAAUGCGGAAGGAUUUAAGGCGUUUCUUGAUUCUUUCGAUCAUGUGUUCUCGGAUUGCGAUGGAGUGAUAUGGGCCAAGAAAGCAUACCCGAACGUUGGCAAAUUCUUCAGUCUUAUGAAAAAACAUGGAAAGACAGUCAACUUUGCUUCAAACAACAGUCUUCGUAGCAAAGAAAAUUACGAAGAACGCUUUAAAGAAGCUGAAAUCGAGAAUGGAUAUGAGAACCUCACUAUACCCUCCAUAGCAAUAGCUGAAUACUUGAAAUCAGUGAAUUUCAAUAAAAAAGUGUUCAGUGUUUCCUGUGCAGAAACUGUCAAAACGAUCAAGUAAUACGGAUUUGAAUGUAAAGAGGGGCCAGACCUCGGCCCGGACUACUACGAAGACUACGUCCAGUUUUUGAAUGAUGAUCCAGAGAUAGGUGCUGUUGUAUUCGACUGUGAUUUCGCCGUGAACCUACCGAAACUGACCAAAGCAAUUACUUAUCUGAACCGUCCAGAAGUACUCUUCCUCUGUGGAGCUACGGACAGACAUGUAUACUAUAGUUCUGGAGUUAAAAAUAUAGGUACCGGAGUAUUUACAGAUCUAGCAGCUGAAGAAUCAAAUCGUAAACCCAUCGUGUUAGGGAAACCUGGAAAAGGUUUUGGAGAAUGUGUCAUGAAGAGAGCUGGCGUUACAGAUCCUAGUCGAGUUUUAUUUAUUGGUGAUAUGAUAGAACAAGACAUAGGUCUUGGAAGAGCAUGCGGCUUCAAAACUUUACUUAUACUAACUAACGCUUCAGUAGAUACAAUGUUAGCUCACAAAACAAUUCGACCAGACUUUUACGCUGAAUCACUUGGGAGUAUUGUGCCUUUAUUAGAAAAAUAAAUGUUUAAAUGUAGUGUUAUUUAUUUUAAUGGAAUUGUAAAGAAUGAGAGUGUUAAGGAUUACAGGAGAGAUCUGAGCUACCGUAAAUACUAUCGAAUAAGUUUUUGUUGAAAAUUGACGUAUUUUUUAUAAGACGUUAUAGACAGAACUCUUAAGAAACCCCUCUAAUAAUUCGCGAUGUAUGUUGAGGAAAACACGGGUAGCGCGGAUAACAACUAAUUGUUAAAUAAUUGCUUGGUCUAAGGGCACAUUACAAGUAAUACCUUUCGUAAAUAUAUAUUCAGUAUUUUAUAGUGCAAAUACCUAUGAUUGGCACUCAUAAGUUGUAUUCUAUGCGCCAUCAAUUAGGAGGCAACCGGCAUUCGUUUAAUCACUAACACAGAUCAAAUUCCUAAAAUGUAUGCGAUGAUGAUAGUCUACAAGUCACGUGACAGUAGCAUACUUGUCAUUUCAACAUAUUUGAGUGAUAUGAUUAGUGUUGGCACUUGUACAAAAAUCAUUUAUCUACAUGGGUUGAUUGACUCCUCACUCAAAAUUUCCAUACUGAUUAUAAUGUUUACGUCAUGCAUACUUUUUCGAUAGUGUUUCCUUUGAACUUUGCAAGAUUUACAAACCAGGCUUAAGAAUAAGUAGUACAGUGAGCUUCAAAGCUGUGAUUAUGUUAAGUUAGCUUUCAUAGUGUUAUAUGUAAGAAAAAAUGACGCGUAAAUAGUUUCUGACGGGCUACCAAAAAGUCUUAAAGUAAAAUUAUUAUGGUGAUGGAAGAGUGACAGCGCUAUACACGGUGUAGAGCAGCAUCUCUUUUACAUUCCCGCUAUAAUAUUAAUUAGAGACAGCAGUAGAGCCUUUAGAGUCACUGCAAGCUAAAAACUUUUUAUUGACAAUCGAGUAAAACAAUCAUAAAUUUCAUCAAAACCAAAUCGCGAUACUCGUAAUGAGACCGAUUUUACAAGUAGCCGAUACGUCUGUAGUCUGCCAGAAUUCUAUCGCCAAUAUUUAAAAAUGAACUUAUGCAAUGAUGCCAUCCUUAUCAAACCUAUAAAAAGUUAUACUUUGAAAACAUGCUGUCCUGGUCAUUUCAGUUACAAAUGUAGCAUGACAUCAAAGUGUCAUUUUUGAAUACGGGAGUGAUUGUUGUAGUAACGCUUUUUAGGAUAAGAACACUGUUUAAAAUGACGUUAUAUUAUUUGUUUCUAACAAAUGGUUCUAUUAGUGAUAGAUAUGUUGUACCGUAAUUAAAUAAUUCGAUCUCUAAUUUUAGAGAAAACCAUCCAUAGGUGAUAAUAAUUUCAGUGAGUACAUGAAAAAAAACAUAUUUUAUUAGUUUUGUUAGUUGUUCAAUUAUGAUUUAACUUUCAGACUGGGCAAAAAAUUACGAAAUCUUUUGCUAUUGCAAAAUAGUAGAUACACUAUUUAUUUAUUUUUUACUGUACUUAAAACGUAAUUUAUGAAUAUUUUCCACGUAAUUUUAAUUGACUUUUUUUAUACAAAUGAGUAGAACAAACGAUGCGCUUCCGAAUAAUUACAACUCGUCACAAAGCUAUCUCUCCGGCCAAAUGACAUUUCUACUACCGUUAACGUCCAUAAAGAAAUCUAUUUAAAUGUUCAAAUUUAUUAAAAUGUCAUUGAGUCAUUAGACCUGUCAUUCAUGUUAUUUGCCUUAGCCUUAGCAUUUAAACAUUGUAAUACUUAGUUUUUUGUGUCAAUAAAAUUUAUUAUUAUUAUAUUAUUAUUAUUAUUCCCAUAGAUGGGAAGAUUUGGUUUAACGUUAACGAUUGUAUAAUGUGACUUGGCUAGAGGGACUGAUACUUCUAAAUACUUAGAAACAAUUUAACUAUGUGAUCGUAUUUGUGAUAUACAAGCUUCCACAAUUAAUUAUGUACCUCUUCAUAAAAUUAAACUGAUGUGUUAAAUACU
Trichoplusia ni (cabbage looper) is the source of this 2921-nucleotide messenger RNA. Its product is annotated as phosphoglycolate phosphatase 2-like. Gene Ontology annotation, molecular function: phosphatase activity. Gene Ontology annotation, cellular component: cytoplasm. Lineage: Eukaryota; Metazoa; Arthropoda; Insecta; Lepidoptera; Noctuidae. The record is from RefSeq and is a predicted model, not a curated record. The transcript has 6 exons.